AUGCAUCGCAAGGUAGGACGAUACAAUGAUGUCAUAAUCCUGUAUGAAGCAUCAUGCGUUAAAGGUCGCCUUCCAAACAUUGGAGCAAUGGAGAAUCUCGCUAGCAGCGUCGACAUUGGAUCUCCGGAUGCCGCUCUCGACAUACCGUCGACUAAUCGAUUUCAACCCUCCAGUGUGUCUGCUCAAAGCCGGUCUGAUAGGAAUAAGGAGCUGAUUCAACAAAUCGAGAUGCAGUAUUGGGCGAAACGACUACUUUACAAGGAAUACGCCGUUCUUCACUCAUUAAUGCUACGCGCUGCAUCAGAUUCGAGUGAGGAAACAGGAGAGUUUCUGAAUGAAGCGCUUGCCUCCAUGAAACGAAGCGUCGCAAAAGGAAGGCUUUCUAUAACCGCCCCUGUAGCAAAGAAGAGGCACACGUCUUCUUUGAACCGGAGGAAACGGAAGGCAAAAAUUGAAACACACAAAGAAUACGCGAUCGCGGAUGUACGAGUUUGUGGAUAUUGUUCCUUGGAAAAUCCACUUAGUAGUGAUAGCAAUGACGUAUACUGGUUGAAAUGUACCUCUUGCAACACGUGGAGCCAUCUGAAUAACUGUGCUAUAUUGAAUAGUAAGUGCACUAUCUGUAGUUUUGGAACUUUGGAAUACAGCGAGUGUUAG
Cooperia oncophora is the source of this 657-nucleotide messenger RNA. The record is from the annotation of a GenBank genome assembly. Lineage: Eukaryota; Metazoa; Nematoda; Chromadorea; Rhabditida; Trichostrongylidae.